Molecule: messenger RNA, 733 nt
Organism: Acaulospora morrowiae
Lineage: Eukaryota; Fungi; Glomeromycota; Glomeromycetes; Diversisporales; Acaulosporaceae
Source: the annotation of a GenBank genome assembly
AUGUCUGGAGAAGAAUCGUCAGACGAAACAUUUCUACUAUUACAGGUUCAGGAAAUAGUAGAAAAAUUCUUCAAAAAAAAUACAGUCUGGUCGUUGCUUAGCUUUUUGAAUUUUAGAGCAAAGACCAAGUAUUUUACGCGUGAUAAGAGAAGGGAGCAUGGUUUGUACAAAAGAGCUUUAGAAUUAUUGUCAGUGAAUAACGCUCAAGCUCGAGAAUAUCUUACCGGCGUAAUAUAUGAUUCCAUCAAAGAUUCGAAAGAUGCAAGAACGUUUUUAUCCGAUAAAUUGAAGUCAUUUGUAAAGGAACAUGCUGGGAAGCGAAAUCAUGAUCACAUAGAAGAUUCUCAAGGUCGUAAAGAGUCUUAUGAAUCCAAUCCUGGUUUUCACACACCGGAUCCCAAGAAGGCCAAAACAGAUUCUACGUUUAACGUGUCAUUCGACGAAUACACUAUUGCCGUUAACGCCGUCAAUUCUAUUCAAAACGAUAAAGAAUCUGCCCACACAAACCCACUCUGGUGGGGUGUUCUAGACUUCCGUGAGGAGAACGUGUCUCCGAGUCCAAGCCUUCCCCGUGCAAAGAAUUUUCUCUCGGCUAAUGAAAUUGAUCAUUUGAUGAAUAUGACACAAAAUGCUAUUCAAGAAGAGAAUGAAAAGAUAAGUAAAUCAGCCGAAUCAUUUUUAGAAGCAUUGCUAUUAUCGGAAAUCGUUAGCCUCCAACUUCUCGCAAAGGAAU